This is a messenger RNA of Fonsecaea nubica, 336 nucleotides long. RefSeq lists its product as hypothetical. The record is from RefSeq and is a predicted model, not a curated record. Bases 1 to 336 code for a protein of 111 amino acids. NCBI's taxonomy places the organism in Eukaryota, Fungi, Ascomycota, Eurotiomycetes, Chaetothyriales, Herpotrichiellaceae. The transcript has 2 exons.
AUGGCGACUGAACAGUUGACCUUUGACGGCCAAGCGACCAUCGUCACCGGCGCGGCUGGAGGCAUGGGAUAUUAUCAUGCCACGGUGCUCGCCCAGCGAGGUGCCACCCCUGCCAUCGUCGGCAUCAAUCCCGACGCAGCGAAAGCUGCAGUGGCCAAGAAUUGCAUUCUUCAGCGGCAAGGCUAUCAGUUUCGUUGCGGACGACUCAUCGGCGUCAGCUUGCACAGAUAUCGUGGCAAAGUCUUGGAAACCUUUCAGGACAUCUCAGAGACUGAUAUUGCACGCAUUAUUGGUGUCCAUUUCAAUUCGGCAUGGACUCUCUGUCAAGCGGUGUAG